Chelonus insularis is the source of this 3719-nucleotide messenger RNA. It is a transcript of the gene prd1, whose product is annotated as pruning defect 1. The coding region runs from base 115 to 3516 and encodes 1133 amino acids. Gene Ontology annotation, biological process: regulation of protein localization; lysosome localization; Golgi organization. Lineage: Eukaryota; Metazoa; Arthropoda; Insecta; Hymenoptera; Braconidae. The transcript has 7 exons. Gene Ontology annotation, molecular function: kinesin binding. Gene Ontology annotation, cellular component: endosome membrane. The record is from RefSeq and is a predicted model, not a curated record.
GCGCCGUCAAAGAAGGACGUGCCCGUGGUUGCGGCUCCUUUUCGGAAACUCUUUAAUUUAGUAAAUAAAUUGAAUUUGUUUCAACAAAAAAGACAUGUGAAUUCAACAACCGAAAUGCCGGCAAGGGAGUAUUCAGAUUUGUGCACAGACAAGGUGCUUUCAAAGGGAAGAAUUCUUCAAGAAUUGACAAAAGCUGUCAAACUGGUCUAUGCUCAAAGUUUACACGGAACUGUAGUCCUAGAUGGAGAUUCUUGGUUAGUAUAUUGGUUAGAUCGUGCUCUGCGACAUGGAUUACGUGUUGAAAGAUAUGGAUAUUGGGGAAUGGUUCGUGAACUCAGUCAUCAAGACACAAUUGUCGUCAUACACGCUUUACAAAGCGUCUUAACAUCGAUUGGAAAAGGCCGAGCUUGGUUAUAUCAUACCCUCAGCGAGAAUAUUUUUGAAAGUUAUCUAGCAUGCUUUCUACGUGACACAGUGACUCUGAAGAAACAAUAUUUUCCACAUGCACUUGUUCGUGAUGCUGACAAAACUCAUCAGCUGAUAAAUCUUUUAGCUGGCCUAGAAAAUGUAUCAUUUACUCUUCAAUUAGAUGUCACAUAUUUAGACAUUUGUAACUAUAUGCCACAACAUCCUAUGCAUGGAUCACCUUCGGGAACAGCAUUAUCAUUACAUUUGAGAUCUUCGAGUGUCACUUCAAGUCUUGCUUCACCCGGAGACAGUGGCGUUGCUUUAGAUAGUGACAUGGAUAUGGCUAAUGAAACAGAUGCAAGCAGUUAUAAAGAAGAGGAUUCAUCAAUGGAUGAAAUUCCGAAAUAUCGCAACAAGUACAAAUCGAUAAUAACAAACUGUAUUCAAGACAAUAAGAACAUAAAUCGUUCAUUUUCAUCAAGUGAUUCGAGUGAGGAUGGAAAAACACCAGUUCAUUCACCAGCAAUGCACACUAAGUUCAAGCACACAGUAACAAAAAGUGACAUAGCUAACCAGAAUAUAAUACCAACAAAAAUGGAUGAUAAUGAAUUUAAUUGCUCUAGCUUGGAUACAUUAAAAGAUUAUAACAUAUAUAGCAAAAGUCUUGAUGAAUCACGACUUGACAAAGUGAACAAUGAUAAUGAUAAUUCUACCAAAGAUUACAUUAAGCGUAGCAGUUACCAUGCAGAUGGUAGUUACAGCUUUAAAAAGAGCAUAGAUCCACGUAAUUCAUAUGUAAUUAAUAACGAUACUAAUUUAUUAGAGUUAAGUAUGACAAUUUCUGAUUGUGAUUGCUGUGCUGAUGCUCCUUACAGCAUUUUGAAUACUGUCAACAUGACAGAUACAAGUAUUUUAUCAUCAUCAAGCUCAGAAGCAAUUGUUCAGCGACGACAGCGUAAAAAGAAGCGAGGAGAAAGUAAAAAACGUGUAAGUUUUCAUGAAGAUAUCUUUAAAACAAUGAAAUUAGACGAUGAUGAAAAUUUUGCCGACUUUUCUAUGAGUUUUAUGCCACCAAAUUCAGUGCAAAAGAAAGAUGUUCAAAAAGGUAGAUACAGUUGGUGUGCAAACGGAGAUUCUCCAUAUAUACAGAGAAGUGUUAAUACAAGAAAUGCAAUAUCAGAUUAUUAUUCUUCAUCAUCAUCUACGAGUACUUUUGAUAGUGAUGGUGGUUGUAAAUCGUGCAAGAAUGCUAGAUGUACGUGUGGACCAUCGAUCUCUGAGCGAGGCGUGCCAGAAGGUCAAGAAGAUCCUGCUCUGAAUUUUAAACCAAAGAUGGAGAUUGAACUUGAAGAUAAUGAAGCACAGGAGGCUUAUAUUGUUGAAAAACAAUAUGGAUAUAUUGUAGAAGACCCUCCAGCUAAAUUAGAAAUGCCUCGGCCUGUUAAUACCAAAAAAUAUAACAAUUCUAGCGAUUGGAGUGAUGUUGAUAGUAUGACGACAUCUGCUGAUUUUGAUGAUCGAAAAAAUUCAAGACAUUUAGCAUCUCCUGUUAAGAAACGUAAUAUUACGUCGAUUUUACCAUGUGACAGUGGAAAAUUUUUGACGUCUUCAUCACUUCGUCAGGCUCCUUCAAGUACUUCGUUGCUUAGUAGAUUUUUAAAAUCAAUAACAGAAAGAAAAUUUGAUGUGAAGAAGAAUAAAAAAUUUUCAAAACCGAAUUCUUUAUAUAUUAAAGGUGUAAAAGUUGAUGGAAAUUCAUUUAAAGACUUUAAUGAGAAUUUAGAGAAAGAGAUUCAGGAAAAUAUUGUAGCAGAAAAGCGGGAAUUUAGUGGAGAAAAAAUAAGCCUCAAGCUCAGGGAAAUUUUUAAACGUCAUAUUUACAGAGAUAAAAGUGAAGAACUAUAUAAAGUAUACAAAGUCCGUAGUUCAUAUAUGAAUAAUGGCGAAAGUCGGCCAAUGCUCGCUUUAUUGACCGACAAAACAUUAUAUUUAACUGGUACUAAAUCAGAUCAUACUUACAGCAAUCAAUUUGUCAUUCCUUAUAACGAGUUAGAUGUCAUCAUGAUUGGACCAAAUGCACAAACAAUUCUAAUAUCUAAUGCAGACUAUGAAAUGCAAUAUUUAUUUUCUACCGGUAGCUCUCAGACUACUUCUGAGUUAAUUACACAUUUGGAGAUGGCCAUGAGACGGUCUCCAUCAAAACCUAAAUUGCCUGCAGUUAAAGAACUUAAGUAUGAGGAUAUGUAUAAUCUAAAAAGUUUAAUAAUGGCAGAGACUGCAGUGAAUGUUGAAGAAAAUAUUGAACACUACAGUCUUAUUUAUAUGGAAGAUGAUCAUAUUACACCACCCGGUACACCUUGCGGUCCAACCAAAGAAGGAGAUCUUAUGUUUCGACCGCAUUCUUAUCAAUCUCUCCACCCAAAUGCGCCAACGAAUGCCUGGGAAGCUGGAUACUUUGUCCUCAAAGGAGGCGUUGUUUACAUGUUCACAGAUUCUCAUCAACGGCUUCCUAAACGUGCAAUUCCACUGAAAGGUGGACUUUGUCAAGGCUGUAGGAGAAUUCCCAACUCUCAUCGGCCUCAUACUUUCGAAAUACUUUUAAAACCUAAUAAAUCCUUCCAAUUUGCUGCGCCAGAUGAAUAUGUUGCCUCCGAGUGGCUUCAGAGUUUUGUACAGAGUGCCUCAGGGUUGUUUGAUAACACAGAGAAGAGAAGCCCUUUACCUUGUAGCCUUGUUGCCACUACGAAACAUUUGAUUGCUAUGAAAGAAGCUUUCCCUGGGACUCAGAGAGAACAAACUCUCUCUUGUGCCUCAGUUGAAGAUCUUACGGCCUUUCGUGUACCUUUGGCUCAACAAUCUUGGUGCAUUUUGGAAUUUGCCUGCCGGGAAGUUCAUGAAAGCAGUGGAGAUUGGGUAAUUUAUUUCACAAAUUAUACAGAAUUGUGCGCCUUCCGAGAAGUUUUAGAAACACUGUGGGCUGAUGCUAAAAUGGGUGCAUUUCCUAUGGUGACUUUGCCACCAGAAAAUAAGCUCCAUCGUCGUUGCUCAGAUGUAAGCAAGGAUCUCGAACAUGCUUGGCAAUAUUUAUUACCAGUGUCGUCUGAAUAAUCAGUUAAGUCUUUAAUAAUUAAUAUAAUAAUAAAACAAAUAAUAAUUAUAAUCACUGAUAUUUAUUGAAGCAAAUGCGUAAAAAUUGUAUCUUAUCAUAUGUUUAUGACCAUAGAGACAGUUGGAGUAUUUUUAAGCCGGAAAAGUAGCAAAUAACUAAUAAUCGGCAUAUAAAAAUUCUUAUAUAUAUAUAAAAAAAAAAA